Molecule: messenger RNA, 1059 nt
Organism: Trematosphaeria pertusa
Lineage: Eukaryota; Fungi; Ascomycota; Dothideomycetes; Pleosporales; Trematosphaeriaceae
Exons: 2
Source: RefSeq, a predicted model, not a curated record
CUCAAAAUCCACGCCACCCCCUUCAAACCCUCCCACCUCUCCAUUCCACCAUCGCCCUACUCCCCGCGAACCCCCUUCCUCCAAACGACCUCCACCUCCCAACGACGAACCAAAUCCUAUCCCGCGCCCGACUCCUCAGUGCCUCACCCGCCCUCCCCGCUCCAAUGGCUCUGGCAAUGCCACCAAUGCCGACGUACCUACUCCCUCGGGGUAACCCGGCGCUGCCUCGAAGACGGACACCAUUUCUGCGCCGGCACCACGACAGUGAAAACUUGGCGGAAGCCGCUGAAGCCGGGGAAACUGAGAAGGCAUCGGGCAUGCGCGAGCGAGUUCGAUUAUCAGGGGUGGAAAGCUUGGGGGCGGUGGAGGAGAAAGAUGGAUAGUGAAACCAGUGGGAGUGCUGAGGGAAAAAAGAAGAUGGUGCAGGGGAAGGACUGCUGGAAUACGUGCGAUUAUCCGAGUGAGUGUCGAUGGGGGAAGAGAUUUGGCAUCCAUACGCCGGUAGCUACGGAGUUCCCGACCAUUGAUGUUCGGCCGCCACCGCCACCACCUCCUCCGCCGAUGACGUUUGAGGGUAUACUGAAGCCGGAGAAUUGCAAGGAGAUGAAGAAGGAGAAAAAGGCCGACAGGACGGAUUUUUGGGGCGCAUUGGUUGCAAGUGCGACGAGGCGGAAGAGCAUUCCUCCUUCGUCUCCGCUUGCUAGUGUGGUCGAAGAGCCAGAGCCAGCUUCUCCUAGUAGAGAUAACGAUGGAGAUGUGAAUAUGACGACCAUCGACCCAGCCCUUUUAGCCCUGUCGGCUCCUUCGGCCCCUUCUUUACCGUCGGUAACGGCAACGCUCACCACUUCGCCCGUUGUCACUCUCAAAGAGAUUAUCCGCAAGAGUUCGAAGCGUGUAGGGAAGGCGUCCAAACCGAGCGAGACAAGGGAGCCCACGAAACUCGAUCCAAUGCUCACUGCUCCAGCUCCAGCUGCGGUCGUCGAUGACUUUGAAUACGGCAAUAAGAGUUUCGAAGAUGCGGCAAUUGAGCUUGCGCCCCUGGAGAGGGUGAAGAGCAGG